Molecule: messenger RNA, 2873 nt
Organism: Cynoglossus semilaevis (tongue sole)
Lineage: Eukaryota; Metazoa; Chordata; Actinopteri; Pleuronectiformes; Cynoglossidae
Gene: ercc3
Product: excision repair cross-complementation group 3
Exons: 15
Coding region: 114-2471 (785 amino acids)
Biological process (GO): nucleotide-excision repair; transcription initiation at RNA polymerase II promoter
Cellular component (GO): transcription preinitiation complex; nucleotide-excision repair factor 3 complex; transcription factor TFIIH holo complex
Molecular function (GO): 3'-5' DNA helicase activity; ATP binding; hydrolase activity
Source: RefSeq, a predicted model, not a curated record
GGUUAACGUCUAAAAUGUUGUCAGGUGCUUUUAAAAUGACGAAGAAGAUUCCUACCCAGUCCUGAUAUCCGGGCAGUUAGCAGAAACACAACGUUUAAUCAAACGUCUUAUAAAUGGGUAAAAAAGAUAAAGGAGAACGAGAAAAGUCCAAGUCCAAACGGCGUUUCCAUGAGGAAGAUGAUGACGAUGAAGAGGUGGUGGGCAGUGAGUCACAGGAAGCUGUUCCUGCCGCUGCAGGUAAACAAGUUGAUGAAUCGGGUACGAAACUAGACGAGUAUGGAAGCAAAGACUACCGUCUUCAGAUGCUCCUGAAGAAUGAUCACUCGUCACGUCCACUCUGGGUGGCUCCAGAUGGCCACAUCUUCCUUGAAGCCUUUUCACCUGUGUACAAGUAUGCUCAGGAUUUCUUGGUUGCCAUUUCCGAGCCGGUGUGCAGGCCAAACCACGUGCAAGAGUACAAGCUCACAGCCUAUUCCCUAUAUGCAGCUGUCAGUGUGGGGUUGCAAACCUCUGACAUCAUAGAGUAUCUGCAGAAACUUAGCAAAACUUCUAUACCUGAUGGAAUCAUACAAUUCAUUCAGCUUUGCACAGUAAGCUACGGUAAAGUCAAGCUGGUGCUUAAACACAACAGGUAUUUUGUUGAGAGCGCCUUCCCUGAUGUGAUACAGCGCCUUCUGCAGGACAAUGUGAUCCGGGAAUGUCGCCUUCGUAAUGCAGACGGAGAUGACACCGAGCUUAUAACUGAAGUCAUCCACAGCAAGUCAGCACUCUCCAAGUCUGUCCAGGAUAAGGGAAGUACCUCAACCUCGCAGCAGCCAAGUGAAGCGGAAACGUCAACCCAGCAGAUUCCAGAGGACAUCUUUAGCUACUAUGAACAGAUGGAUAAAGAUGAAGAAGAAGAGGAGCAAACUCAGACUGUGUCUUUUGAGAUCCGACAGGAGAUGAUUGAAGAACUCCAGAAGCGAUGUAUUACGCUAGAAUAUCCACUUUUGGCAGAGUAUGAUUUUCGCAACGAUACAGUCAACCCAGACAUCAACAUAGACUUGAAACCUACAGCCGUUCUGCGACCUUACCAGGAAAAAAGUCUCCGCAAGAUGUUUGGAAAUGGCAGAGCUCGUUCUGGGGUCAUUGUUCUGCCCUGCGGUGCUGGAAAAUCCCUGGUGGGCGUAACAGCAGCAUGUACCGUACGUAAACGCUGCCUGGUGCUGGGUAACUCGGCAGUGUCAGUGGAGCAGUGGAAGUCCCAGUUCAAGAUGUGGUCCACCAUCGACGACUCGCAGAUCUGCCGUUUCACCUCAGAUGCCAAGGAUAAACCCAUUGGCUGCUCAGUGGCCAUCAGCACCUACUCCAUGCUGGGUCACACCACCAAACGCUCCUGGGAGGCUGAGAGGGUGAUGGAGUGGAUGCGAAGCCAGGAGUGGGGACUAAUCAUCCUGGAUGAGGUGCACACAAUUCCUGCGAGGAUGUUCCGCCGAGUUCUGACCAUUGUGCAGGCUCACUGCAAACUGGGCCUCACUGCCACCUUAGUCAGAGAAGACGACAAGAUUGUGGAUCUUAACUUCCUAAUUGGACCCAAACUGUAUGAAGCCAACUGGAUGGAACUGCAAAACAAUGGCUACAUUGCCAAAGUCCAGUGCGCAGAGGUGUGGUGCCCAAUGUCUCCAGAGUUCUACAGAGAAUAUGUGGCCAUCAAAACAAAGAAGCGCAUACUGCUCUACACCAUGAACCCAAACAAGUUCCGUGCCUGUCAGUUCCUCAUUCGCUUUCAUGAGCGUCGCAAUGAUAAAAUCAUUGUCUUCGCUGACAAUGUGUUCGCCUUGAAAGAAUAUGCCAUUCGCCUCAACAAGCCUUACAUCUAUGGUCCGACCUCUCAGGGCGAACGUAUGCAGAUUUUACAAAACUUCAAACACAACCCCAAAAUCAACACUAUUUUUAUUUCUAAGGUUGGAGACACCUCUUUUGACUUGCCAGAAGCUAAUGUUCUUAUUCAGAUCUCCUCCCACGGUGGGUCACGCAGACAGGAAGCUCAGAGGCUUGGCAGAGUCUUAAGAGCCAAAAAAGGGAUGGCAGCAGAAGAGUACAAUGCCUAUUUUUAUUCACUGGUGUCUCAGGAUACACAGGAAAUGGCUUAUUCGACCAAGAGGCAGAGGUUUCUGGUGGACCAGGGCUACAGCUUUAAGGUCAUCACUAAGCUGGCAGGUAUGGAGGAAGAGGAUCUGAUGUUUUCCAAUCGAGAUGAGCAGCACCAGCUCCUGCACAAAGUCUUAGCUGCUUCAGAUCUGGAUGCUGAGGAGGAGGUAGUGGCCGGCGAGCUGGGGGCAAGACCACAGUUCUCAAGGCGGACAGGCACAAUGAGCUCCAUGUCCGGAGCAGAUGACGCAAUCUACAUGGAAUAUCAGGGCCAAAGCAAAAGUAAACUCUCUGCAUCGAAUAAAAGUGUUCAUCCGCUGUUUAAACGCUUCAGGAAGUAGACUCAGACACUCUAAGUUAGGAUGAACUUGGUACUACAGAUGGUCAAGAGCCUGAGAACCCUACAGCUGCUGGUCCAGACCAGAGGAACGGCUGAAAAGAAAGAGCAAACACCAGGUUUGCCAAACGGACAGUUUAAUGUUGUUUAUUAUUGUUAAGCUGUGAUUUACUUCCUUUAUCAUAGAGGUAUGAUAUGUGGUAGUUUGGACAGAAAAACCCAAUAAUGUUGAGGUUCAGAACUCUUAGCUCUUAACUUAAUCAGCUGAGUGAAUAAAAACAUGUUUGUAAAUUGUCAAGCCAUGAAAUUUGUAAAGAAGGAAUAUUUUGUACUUGCAAGGUUUGACAGACUAUUGCUAUUGAUGUAGCAAAAAUAAAUAAUAAUAAAAAAACUAAACACCAUGAAA